Messenger RNA from Phyllopteryx taeniolatus (common seadragon), 1421 nucleotides. It is a transcript of the gene mblac2, whose product is annotated as metallo-beta-lactamase domain containing 2. Lineage: Eukaryota; Metazoa; Chordata; Actinopteri; Syngnathiformes; Syngnathidae. The record is from RefSeq and is a predicted model, not a curated record. Bases 9 to 839 code for a protein of 276 amino acids. The transcript is spliced from 3 exons.
GAAUCGGGAUGACCGCGGCCGACUGGUACGCUCACAAGUCGCUCGGAGACGGACUCUACUGGAUCCAGGAACGGUUCUACCAGUCGCAGAACCGGGCUAACAUAUGGCUGCUGCGCGGCACCCACCAGGACGUGGUGAUCGACACGGGACUCGGCUUGAGGAGCCUGCCGGACUACAUCGACGCCAUGGGGCUGCUGGGCAAGGACCCUCAGCGGAAGAACCCGCUGCUGGCCAUCGCCACCCACGCCCACUUCGACCACUCGGGCGGCCUGCAUCAGUUCCAACAGGUGGGCGUCCACAGCGCCGAGGUGGAGGCGCUGGCCAACGGGGACAACUACGAGACGGUCACCUGGCUCAGUGACAGGGAGAUAGCCGAGGCUCCCAGUCCCGGGUGGAGGGCCAGGCACUAUAAAGUCAAGGCUGUGCAGCCCACGCACAUCCUGCAGGAAGGUGACGUCAUCAACCUGGGCAACAGGCAGCUGACGGUGCUCCACAUGCCGGGCCACUCGCGGGGCAGCAUCUGCCUCCACGACGGCGAGAACAAGCUGCUGUUCAGCGGCGAUGUGGUGUACGACGGCGCCAUGAUCGACUGGCUGCCGUACAGCCACGUCAGCGACUACAUCGGCAGCUGCGAGCGCCUGGUGGGCCUGGUGGACAGCGAACAGGUGGAUCAAGUCCUGCCAGGACACUACAACACCUUUGGCGCCAAACGCCUCCACCGCAUCGCCAGCUCGUACAUCAGCAGAGCGGGAACGUGCCCGGCCAAAUUCUCCACUUGGGCGUGGAGCACCAUGGCCGGCGUGGCGCUCAGGGCGUCCCACCCACGGGGCGUCUGCUGAUUGGACGCCUGGAUAAUGCCCAUAUGCACACAACAAAUGUAAUUGUUGCCAAAUUUCCUGUAUAUGUUGGCAUUGGAUUACAUAAUAAUGAAGCAUACUGAUCAAUGUGAUUAUACAAUAUUUUAAUGUAUUGCUUGGGGUUUAUAUACAGCUCUGGAAAAAAGAAGAACCCCAAAACACUUUUUUUUUGGUGCUUUCUUCAAAUAAAUGCUCUCAAGGACAAGGUAUGUUUGGAAUUUAGAAGUUAUCUUUUUAGUAGUUUAAAGAAUAAAAUGGCUCAUUUCAUGUAACUCAAACAUACCUAUAAAUAGCAAAAUCUAAUGGUCUCUUAAUUCUUUCCAGAGCUGUAACUUGAUGUAUGUUUUAUAUACAGUACAUGCGUGUAUUUGUGUGUGUGUAUUGCACGUGACGUUACAAUAGCACAAGCACUGAGGUAUUGAAGCAGAGCCAAAAAUGGCCAUAGUAUUUGUCUAUGCAUACACAGCAUCUGCUACCUCCCCAUGUUUGUAACAGUGCUUUGUACUACCGGUGUAUUUACGGCUCAGCUCUUUCAACUGACAAUAAAGCGUCCGUCCUACCUUC